Messenger RNA from Suillus discolor, 1603 nucleotides. RefSeq lists its product as uncharacterized. The coding region runs from base 87 to 1379 and encodes 430 amino acids. Gene Ontology annotation, molecular function: protein binding. The record is from RefSeq and is a predicted model, not a curated record. Lineage: Eukaryota; Fungi; Basidiomycota; Agaricomycetes; Boletales; Suillaceae. The transcript is spliced from 3 exons.
GAUUACAGCUGUUUUCAAAUUUGUCUUGAAAUGCUCUGAGCACGGGGAAAUUAGGACCUUUUGUUAGACUUUAUCUUCCGGACCGCAUGACAAUGGAGGGCCCCGUUACGCCAUUCGUCCCGUUCUCUCCAGAGCUAGACAUAGUGACGGAAGACCAACAUACGCAUUCACCAGUGCGAAAGCGAGCGCGUCAUACUGGCAACAUCAGCAACACAGCAUCCGAGUCUGGACAAUCUCCUGUCAUGGUUUUGGAGGAAUCGAAGGCUCCCAUGAGGGACGAUACAUACUACAUGGCUGAUGGGAGCUGCAUUCUUCGUGUGCAGAACACGUUAUUCAAAGUCCAUCGCACAAUCUUGUCCAAGGAUCAGUCAUCCUUCGGGCCUAUGUUUACACUCCCACAAGGUGAAUUCGGGGAAGAAGGGAUGUUAGAUGAUCAUCCCAUCGUUCUGCAGGGAGAUACUACGGAGGAGUUCAGACAUUUCCUCUGGGCACUCUAUGCCCUACCCUCAGAACUAAUGAUAGUCCAGUCUCCAAAAGCCGAUCUCAGCCGACUAAUAGACAUCGCGAAGGUGUCCAGCAAGUACUCUUUCAAGUCGACAGAAACAUGGGCAUUGGACGCAAUCCAAGAGUACCUUGAACGGAACACAUCCCCCUUCUUCAACGACAACCCUCUAAUUCGCAUGUUCCCUACUUUAAACACUCGCUCUUCGGCUCUUUUGGAAAGUGAAGGUCAAAUUGCUCGCUUGAUCAGACUUGCUCAGAUGUGUUCGCACUCACGUCUGAUGGACACGAUGAUUCAACUUCUUCAAAAGCUAAUGUCUGGUUCUUUGCAUUAUUCAUAUCUGGCCAUGACCCUCGCGGAUGAGUUUAACCUUAGGGACCUGCGAGGCGCGGCGUAUCUCGAAGUCAUGCAAACGUCGGUCUUUGUUUGCCCUGGAGUGGCUAAUGAUCACACAUACGUGGAGGGUGACAUUCAGGAAACGAGUGAGGGGCCGCAGCGGCUGGUGGUCAGCCCGGUGCAGCAGCUGAGACUUCUGUCGGGAUACCACCGCCUUUCUAAGGCAUGGGACAGAUUGCGUGCUGUCCCUCCGCAGUUCGAACACUCGCCGUCCUGCGGUGCGACGUGGCACCAACAUGGAUGCACUCAGAGCUGGACAGAUUUUUGGAAGGAGAAGACAAGGUCAGAAGGCGUGCUAUCUCUCGGCUGCGCAAAUGUCCUCGGGAGAUUGGGCAUCAUUAUCAAGGAGUUUGACAAGUGGGGAUCUGCAACAUAUAUGCACCACGAUUGCAAGUCUGCGGCAAGACGGUCUAUCCACGAGAAGGUGAAGCAAAUGCAGCAAGCGUUGCCGGAUUAUUUUACAGAAGGUGGUGAAUAUUAAUGUCCAUCCGACUCGAUAGAAUACAUUCCAUACGUACUACUGCUAGAUAUUGUACUUGUACAAAUUUUUGUUGUUGAGUAAGCAGGUUCGUCAAUAGAGUAGAAACGGCCACCACAUAAGUUCAGGUUUGCCCUAGUCGCCCUUUCCCGGCAGCGGUCCUCAUACUGCUGGAAGUGGAAGUCGCAUGAGUAGUGUUGCGCCUAUUCCAAGGACCAUCUUGUAUG